Molecule: messenger RNA, 1014 nt
Organism: Acanthosepion pharaonis
Lineage: Eukaryota; Metazoa; Mollusca; Cephalopoda; Sepiida; Sepiidae
Source: the annotation of a GenBank genome assembly
AUGGCACUGCUUCCUUAUCUGCUGCUAUCGGAAUCGAACUCUUACAAUGAUGAUACAACGCUCUAUAAAACCACAGUUGAUUGGACGGCAUCGAGAGUCAGUGUCCAAUCAAAUUACGAGGCCGUUUUUGUCCAAAUAAAAGAGGCGACGAAAGAAGCCGAGAGUUCGUGGGAUUUCUUGUGCCGCUCCCUUCACAUAUUGACCAGCACACGUGAGUCUAAUCACAGACAAUUUUCACACACUCUCUCUCUCUCACUCUCUCUCUCUCUCUCUCUCUCUCUCUCUCUCUUCCAUCAUCUCUCUCUUUCUUCCACCUUCUCUCUCUUUAUCUCUUUUUCUCUUCCUCUGACUUUCUUUUUUUCCUCCUGCCACAAUUUAUUUUGCGUUUUCUUUCUUCCACCGUGUUUCUCUCGUUUACUCUUUCCCUCUCUUUCUCUUUCUUUUUCUUUCCGUCACAAUUUAUCUUGCGUUGUCACUCUUCCUCCAUGGUUCUACACGCUGUUGCUAGCUGUCAGCACCGCACUGCCAAUGGCCAUGAUGACAGCAGGUGUCAAAUAUCUUCAUGAUUGUCCGAAACAACCCAAAAUACCUGUUUACCUUCUGGUUGGUGGAUGCUUUGGUAUGCUGAAGCUUAUCUACACAGUGUGGUAUCAGAUUCAACAGCGGCGUUAUGAUAGUCUACCGGACCUGGUCGGCCUGGACCCGGCUGAUCGACUCGCCUUCACCUCCCGUUCCUACCGUCUAAUGGACAGCCUCCUCAUUAUUUUUCUCGUCUCCUGGCUCUGUACCGGCACCUACUGGGUGUUCGACAUCUGGAAGCCCAAUUUUGAACAACAGCUUCACGAUCCAAAUAACUGGUGUUCUAAAACCGUCUACUGCCUAGCCGCUUUCCAGAUCCUCGGUUGCUUUUGCUGGGCAGGAAUUACAGUCAUCGUUUUGAUUGGACUGCUUAUUGCUUAUAAGUGCCGACAGAGCAGAGCAACAAAACAGACGCCGACGACCAAUAAUAAAUGA